Molecule: messenger RNA, 6570 nt
Organism: Zeugodacus cucurbitae (melon fly)
Lineage: Eukaryota; Metazoa; Arthropoda; Insecta; Diptera; Tephritidae
Gene: Cow
Product: proteoglycan Cow
Exons: 12
Coding region: 483-2255 (590 amino acids)
Biological process (GO): establishment of protein localization to extracellular region
Molecular function (GO): calcium ion binding; protein binding
Source: RefSeq, a predicted model, not a curated record
CAAAAGAAUUUCAUGCAUUCCAAUAGGGACCAGACCAUGCAGUCAGUUUACAUUCGGACGCGGCGGUGACUAAAAGUGUUGCAAAUUGUCAAGCGGAUGAAAAAGGACUUUUGGCUUUUCAAUUAAAUAGCAGCACAUAGCCAAGUAGAGACCAAUCAAGUGCUGAGUGCAUACUCAUACAGACAUAUAGACUGCGUGUGUUUAAAGUUGUAAGCGCAUGUAAUUUGCGUGCUACAAAGGAAACGGAAAUUACAAACGUAAAUUACACAGGUCAUUAAAGCGUUUUUCCAGCGAACAACGACGACAAAGAAAACGCAGAGCAAAUAAGCAAAAACACACAUAAAAAAGGCAUAAAAGGAAAAGCGAACGAAAAAUAAAAAUCGAAACAAUAAAAGAGUCUUCAGUGCAAUUGUAACGUUUACACGUUGUUGUUGUUAUUGUAAAACAUUUCAAAGCAAGUAAAAAAAAGAAUCAGCAAAAACAUGAGGUGUUUACUUUUGAUUACCACCAUUUGUCUGGUGUUGAUGUCAUCCGGUCUGAGUGGCGCUGAUGCCAAAAAGAAGAAAUAUGUUGGCGAAAAUGGCGGCGAUUUCGAGUUUAUCGAUGAGAUAAAUAAAAACUCGCAAGUUCCCUCGAAGAGCAGCAAUGGCGAACGUAAGCGCUGGAUUCACGAUCCGACAAGUGACCUCUGCCGGCCGUUAAAUUGCAAGAAGCGUGAAAUUUGUCUGCUGGAGGAUGAGUACAGCGCUGUGUGUGUGUCGAAGCGUGACUUACACAAGAAUCGUGAUGAAAUAAUCACGAAAGCCAAGUACUUGGAGGAGGAGGCGGCUAAGCGGCGUGCCAAUAAGGAGAAUAACAACAACAACAACAAUAAUAUUAACAACAACAGCGAUAAUGAGAAUGAUGAUGAGGAUGCGAAGAAUUUCAGCUCAGACGAAGAGUCCCGUGAGGAUGAUGUCUUCUACGAGAACAACAACACAGCCGGCGAUAAGGACGACGAAGAGGAUGAAGACAAUUGCAAGCCCUGCCCGGUGGCAAAGCCGACUUUCUUAUGCGGCGCCGACAACCGUACAUACUCAUCGCUAUGCAGAUUGGAUUACCACAACUGCAUACAUUCAACAACCAUACGGAUAGCCUGCAAGGGAUUCUGUCCAUGCAAGGAAAAUACGGAUGGCAAACGUUUGCAGCGUCUCAGUGAGCGUCAAAGCGCAUUUAAUGCCAAAUAUAAGAAGACCAUUGAGCAACAACAGCAGCAACAGCAACAACAGCAAAAACAACAAAUGCAACAACAAUUAAUGUACAAGGAUAACAGCAAUAGCAACAAUAUUUUGGGCAACACCAACGACAAUUUGGACAACACUUUGAACAGCAACAAUUUUAAUGCUAUUAUGGACGAUAAGGACGAUAACAAUCGGCAUUACAAUCACAUAAAUUCGCAAUUCACAUUCACACCGGAGGAAAUCAAAUACGAUAACAAACAUUAUAAGUAUCUCAAGUACACCGCCUACAAGAAGGACAACCAAUACCCAGAGGAUAAGCACAAAAUCCGUGGCUAUAAUGAGGUGGUCGAGAAACCACAAAAGUACAGCAAAAAUAGCAUGAACAAUGGUUUCCUCCCCUCCAAAUCAGCCGAAUGCAAGCCACAACAAUUGACCGCCAUCGGCAAUCGCCUGCUUGACUGGUUCUCCGUUAUAAUGGCCGACAGCAAGAAACGACGACAACAUAGCCAAAAAUCGAAGGCGCACUUCCCACCCGCCUGCAAGACCGAGGCCAAAUGGAUGUUCGGCCAUUUGGAUUUGAACAACGACGGCUAUUUGUCGCUGCAGGAAAUGUACGAUUUGGAGCAUGAUCAGAAUGAGCGUUGCAUUAAACCAUUCAUCGAUACAUGCGAUUUGGAUCAGGAUAAUUCGAUUAAUACGCGCGAAUGGUGCCGCUGCUUCGAGAAGACCGAUCGCCCAUGCGCCGCGGUACGACGAAGAAUCGCUGGCGAUUUUGCAGGUGAGAUAGGCGCCUAUGCACCCGAUUGCGAUAUCCAGGGUUUCUAUAAGCCCACUCAAUGUCAUAAUUCUGUCGGCGUUUGCUGGUGUGUGGAUAAACAUGGUGUCGAAUUCGCCAAUACACGUACUCGUGGCAAGCCCAAUUGUGAAUCCGUUGUGAAUAACGCCUCAUCACUCACCUCCGACGAUGAGGACGAAGAGACCGAAGACGACGACGACAGUGCGGAAGGAAGUGCCGAUCAAAUGUUGGUAUUCUAAACGAAAUGAAACUAAGUGGCAGAGUUUGAAAACGCUCAACACGAGGUAGGUGCCGGAGAGAAUGAGGUGGUGUAUGCUGUUGGGAUUUUACUUGAAGUUGAGUUGGAAAAUGAGGAGGCAGACAAGGAGAAGAUGAAAAAAAGGAUAUCUCAAACUUAUGAUUUUUAUUUGAAGCAUUACAUAAGUAAAUAUAUAGACAUAAAUAUAUAAGAACAAUGCUGACGCAGUUGAAGGUAACAAGUGUUGGCGCAAAUUGUAAAAGAAGAAAUCUUUAUUAAACAGUAGCGUUGAAAAAAUGCUAAAAUUGUGCGCAAUGAAAAAUUAAUUUUGUAUGUAAAUUAAUUUUUAUAAAUAAAAAACAAAACAGUAAUAUAUAUAUAUAUAUAUAUGUAUACAUAAAAGAAAAGUAUUAAAAAAUGAUUGUAAAAUUAUUACAAAAACAAUAGUAACAAUUAGCGUAUUAAUUCUCAUUUCUCUUACAAAAAAAAAAUGCAUUACAACAUUUCCGGCAUGCGCUCGCAACAACACAGAUUACAACAAUUGCAUAGUACAGUAGUAUAAGUAACUAACGGGAAAUAGUAAGAAUUGCUGUAAGCGUACUCUCUGUUGCAGCAUUUGAAAAGCUUAUGCAAAUUUACGAAAAAAGCAAAUAAAAAAAGAGAGAAAAUUAAAUUAGAAGUAACGGUAAAGUGCAUAGAAAACUUAAUGUGUGUUGUUUUUGUAAAGAAAAGCAGAAAAAUUAAAGACAUACAUACCUGGCAAGCUUUUGGACUAGUAAGCGCUUACACACACAGUGACAUAUACAGAGAGACACACGAAAAUGCCACAAAAUAGCAGUAAACUUAAAAGAAACACAUAAAGAAACACCAAAAAAAAAAGCAAAAACAACAACAACAAAAAGAAACACUUCUAAACUCCCCAUACAAGCAAUACUCUUAAACUGAUUAAUUUUCUUGUUUGAAUUCUCAUGCCGUCGUUAGCUUAUAAAGUGUAGCAAAUUAGAAGAAAACUAAAUAUAAAAUAUAAUAAAAAAAAUUAAAUUAAAUUGAAAAAAAAGAUAAUGAAAUUUAUAAAAGUCAAAGUUUAAGAGCAAAUUAGCGCCUAAUCUGUUGGUCAACUCAGCCAUGACACAGCAAAUCAUUUUUAAACAUACUCACUUACAUAUACUAUAUACAUACAUAUAUAUUUACUUUACUCUUAUGCAUUUAUUUUUCACAUUUUACAUUUCAAAUUUGAUUUUCACUACAUAUUCCGUUAUAGAAAUUUAUGUAUCGUACACGCUAAAAUUCCGCCCAAUAAAUUUUGUGAUAAGUUUUCAAAAAAAAAAAAAUAAAUAAAUGAACAAAUAUAAAAAGCAACAACAACAACUAAAGCAAAAAUAAUUUCAAAUGCAAGUAAAUAUGUAUGCAUUUAACAAAAGCAAAAAUUGAACGCGAAAAAAUUUAUAAGAACCGAAGCACACACACACACUAACAUUGAAACACAGCAAAUUUGUUUGAACACAGCCUAAGUUGCAACUUAAUCGCAAAAAAAGCAACAACAAAAAAUCGAAGAGCGUACUUUAAUAAAAAAAACCUAUUUACUAAAAUAUACUAAAAACGGCGCAUCAAAAUGCAGCAAAACAGAUGCAAAAAUAAGAAGAAAAGUCAGAGAAGUAGAAGUAAAUGCGACGCGCAGCUGCUUUGCAAUCUUUAUAUGAAAUCAUAAUAAAAACUAAGUGACAGUAAUAAAUUCAUAAAUAGAAGAGUAAUUAUUGUGAAACUGCUACCUACCUUAUAAAAUGGAAAGAGUUGCCAACAUAGUUGUACUAUUUAACGAAACCAAAUGAUAAGCUUUUUGAGUGUUGAUAAAUAUGCGUAGUGCUAGUAAACAAGUAUGACAGUUGAAGGCGGACAUUUGCUGCGCUGAAAAGGAAGGAAGAAAAAACAAAAAUUAUUAAAUAUGUAAUAAAAUAUAAAAUAAUAAUACGAUUUUACAAUUAUAAUUAAAAAUUAAUUUCACGCGAGCGACUUGAUUUCAUUUCAAUACAAUCAUGAGCUUUCAUGAGAGCUUUCACGCAACUGAAUCUUUCAAUUAAAUCUGAACCGUUUCAAUUAAAUUUCAUGGUAAUUUAAAAAAAGUUGUAAUUUUUGAUGUCUUUAAAAAGAACUAGUAAAUAUAUCUGUAACUGAUGUUAAAAGCAAAUCUGCGAAAGUUCUUGAAAGCUUUCAUUUGAAAGCCUUUGUCAAAUAUUUUCUAUAAAAUUAUUGUAUUGCAGUACAAUUAACUUCAAUAUAGAAUUCCAGAAAAAGUAUUUAAAGCUUUCACAUAAGCUUUCACAAAUCGGAAACUGAAAUUGGAUACAUUUGAAUGUAACUUUUGUCAUAUAUUUCUAUAAAGUCAUUGUAAACUAAUAAUAUUUAUUUGGAUAACAGUGCAGUUAACUUCAAUGCCUAAUUCUAGAAAAAAAAUUUGGAGCUUUCACGAAAGCUUUCAUAAGCCAGAUUCUGAAAGUAUAUAAAUAUAUAUGUAACUCAAUUUGACAAUUCCUCUUACAAAUGUGGAGCAGUAAUCAGAAUGUGGCAUCUUUUUCAGAAUUUAUCACAUCCCUUGAGCUUUCACUAUAUUAAUUUUCAGAUGUGACACCACAACUUGAGCUUUCAGCAACUUUUAAUAAUUUUUUUUUUAAUUUCAGUAAAAUACUUUUAGAAUUUCUCACAUCUUUUGCGCUUUCUCUGAAGUAUUUUGCAGGAGUGAUACAACUGUUUGAGCUUUCAGAAACGUUCUCUAAAUUUUUAAAUAUAAAUAAAUUCUUUCUAAUAAAAAUAGAAUCUUUCUAUCACAGUUUUUUAGAUCUACUGUGAAAAUUACACAAAUUGAUAUUGUCAAAAGAUAUGAUCAAAAGUGUGUAGGUGAGCUUUCUUUGAAGCUUUUUACAAAAAACACUGAUUAAUGUGAGAUUUCAUGCAAGUAGAGCAGUAUGAAGUGUUUAAGAUGAGUUCCCUUGAGCUUUCGUGAUAUUAAUAAAAGAAUAUUACAACUUUUCUGUUCAUUCAAUUAAAGAGAUUUCCGAUAAGCACAACUUACAACUUUUUCUGUUCGCUUAAGUUGCAAAGUAUUCAUUUAUUGAAAAGCAAUUUCUACAAUUUAUGGUUCGUUUAAUAGUAAAUCAUACUAACAAUUUGCAUAAAAAUUAAUUGCAUGCGAUUUUUUUUUUGUAAAUGCUUGACACACACAUUUAUUGAUGGUUCAAAUAAAUCUUCAAUGCUUAUACUCCAAUAAUUACAGUUUUUGUGCAAUAUUUUAGUUGAACUUGAAUGAAAAUAAAUUGUAUGCAACAAGGCACACCGUUACAGUUUACAAAAAGUAUGCAGUAAGUAAUGGACGCAUAUAUAUACAAAAAUAUGUAUGUAUGUAUAUGAAGCAAGUUAUGAGAACAGAUUAGUGUGCUUAAUAGGAUGAAAAAUGUUAUAGUAGAGAAAAAGCUAAGCAAACAAAUUAAGUGAGGAAUGCGAAAAAUUACCGUAAAAAAGUGAGCAAAAAUGCAACAACAAAAAUCACAGCAAAGCAAAAAUCCAACUGUUAUUACAACAAAUUGGCGGCUAUUAAGCAAACUAAUAGAGAAAUAAAGAUGAAAAUCGCUAAAACACGAAGCAGCUGAAACUGCUGUUCAAUAAAAUUAAGUGAAAAAUAUGAAAUAAUAAAAUAAAUAGCAACAAAAACACUAGAACAAAGUGGUGUGGUGAAACCUUCAAUUAUAAGCAUUUUUAGCUAAUAAUAAUUACCGUAAUUGCUACUUUGAUAAAAUUCGAAAGAAAAUUGAAAAUUAAACAGAAAAAGAACUUAGAAAAUAUUUGCGAUUGGUAUGAAAAUUAUAGAAAAGUAAUAAAAAUCAUAAGAGACAAAGCAAAUGGAAAUAAAUUAAGUAAGUAAGCAAACCAUAUUUACAUGUAAUUUCUGUGCACUCAUGAGCAUGUGGCGUUACAUACGCGUACAUACAUAUGUACUGUAGUAUAUGGGUAUUAUGUACUCAGCAUCUUAAUAAAUGCUUUUUUGAGUUGUUGUAGAAGGCAAAAUAAAAGAAAUUUAUUAUUAUAAGCGUAAGCAAUGCGUGUCAGCAGCUAAAAAUUAAUUGUAUAUGAGACAAGUGUAUUUGUAUUUAGUUGGAAAUUGUAAAAAAUAGGACAACAACAACAAGUUAUUAUAGAACAUUUAGCAUUUUCUUUGUUUCAGGCGGAAAUUGGCAACAAAACUGAAUGAAUUACUGCAAAAUCAAUUUAAAAGCACUGCAUUUAGGUGGUAAAUAUGCAUAAAUAUACAUAAUGAAAAAGAAAAA